Messenger RNA from Didymodactylos carnosus, 531 nucleotides. NCBI's taxonomy places the organism in Eukaryota, Metazoa, Rotifera, Eurotatoria, Philodinida, Philodinidae. The record is from the annotation of a GenBank genome assembly.
AUGGCAUUACAGGAUUGUAUGAGAGGUGUUGACGAGGAGAAUUGUCAUGAAUUAGAAUUUAAUGAAUGUGACGAGAAUGAAUAUCGCUGUUCAAAUGGAAUGUAUAUACCAGAAGAAUAUUUUCUCCACGGCGAACCUGAUUGCAUAGAUGGUACACGGUUUUCUGAGAAGCGAAAAGAUGUUGUUCCUGGUCACUUUCGAUACUGUCCUUACCAUCCGAAUGUCUACUGUGAUGAACGUUCGUGUUUGAAAUACCAAUAUUCCUGUGGUGAUGGACAAUGUUUGGAAGACGGAUGGAAUCGAUUGCAGUCAACGUUUUGUAGCAACGUUAUGGAAACAUGUUACAUGUAUCGUAAUAUGAAUUAUAUCUGUGGUGAACUUGGUCAUCUAUGGAGUAAUGGUGGUGGAUUCUGUCGAACGUUUCGUCAGGAAAACCGGUUAAAUAUGACUACAAAAGAUGAACGAUGUCAACAUCUUGUGGGAUGUGCGCUAGGAAAAAAUACGUCCGGUGGUUGUCCUUGUGCUCUCUAA